Chenopodium quinoa (quinoa) is the source of this 2304-nucleotide messenger RNA. RefSeq names its product double-stranded RNA-binding protein 2-like. Lineage: Eukaryota; Viridiplantae; Streptophyta; Magnoliopsida; Caryophyllales; Amaranthaceae. The transcript is spliced from 3 exons. Gene Ontology annotation, molecular function: double-stranded RNA binding. The coding region runs from base 618 to 2006 and encodes 462 amino acids. The record is from RefSeq and is a predicted model, not a curated record.
AUGAAAAAGGACAGAAAAAUCCAAGAAGAAAGAUGCAGUGAUACACAACCAUGCAAACACCAACACCAACACCAUAACAACAAUUACAACGUUCUGUUGACUCCUUCUGUAUCCAUUUAUACUUCAUUUUUAUACUACUAUUUAUUUUCAAAAAUUAAAUAAAAUAAAAUUAAAAUUAAAAAAAAUUAAUGAAUAAAAUUAAAUUCCAUCUCCCAACUCUCCCUAAUUAAUACGGAGUAACUCAUUUUCUCUCUCAUAAUUUUUAUUUUUUAUAAUUUUCUCUCUCUAUCACUUUCUCCCUCUUCACUUCACCCCCCACUCACCUCCACUUCACUACCCAACAAACCUCCUUUUUCUUCCUCCUCCUUCUCCAUCUUCUUCCUCCCACCCGACCCGAACCCGACCCAUUCAACCCGAACCCACCUCCAUUUUCACUUUCUCUCUCCUCUCCUUCAAAAACCCUAAAACCCCACCUCCUCGAUCUCACCCUCCCAUUGCCAAAACCCCGAUUUUGCUGCCGACAACCUACGGCAGCGAACACGGUGGUUCCGGGUGUUUUUCCGGCGGAAUCAACGGCGGUUGUGGUGUCGGAGAGAGAAAGUAAGAAAGUUACGAGGAUGUAUAAGAACCAGCUACAAGAGCUGGCACAGAGGAGUUGCUUUAACUUACCCUCGUAUACUUGCAUUCGAGAAGGUCCCGAUCACGCGCCUAGGUUUAAGGCCAUCGUUAACUUCAAUGGCGAAAGCUUUGAGUCUCCUCAGUAUUGUUCUACGCUUCGUCAAGCUGAACACGCCGCCGCCGAAGUUGCGCUCAAUUCUCUCUCUUCUCGCGGUCCUUCUCACUCUCUCGCUGCCAGAAUCCUGGAUGAGACAGGGGUUUACAAAAACCUUUUACAAGAAAUUUCACAAAGAGUUGGAGCUCCAUUGCCACAUUACACAACUUACAGAUCGGGCCUAGGGCAUCAACCUGUUUUCACUGGUAAAGUGGAACUUGCUGGUAUCAUAUUCACAGGGGAGCCAGCCAAAAAUAAAAAACAGGCAGAGAAAAAUGCAGCUUUGGCUGCUUGGCAGUCUCUAAAACAAUUGGCACAACAGUCGGGGAGCUCAUCAUCAUCAUCAGAGCAAGAAAACAGUGACGAACUUGAGCAGGUGACUAUAGCCCGAGCUUUGUUGAGUUAUCGGCUGAGGGAGAGGAUGACAACUGCAUCAAGUAAACCCUUGCCAUUCCCCCAAACAUUCCCAAUCCAGAAUCCAAGGCCUUCAAGCCCACAGCGUCGUCCAGUGACAGCAUCCAAGAUUCUUCCGCUCAUCUGCCCAAAGAAGACACCACCUCGAGUCCGACCCUUGUCAUUUUCAUUAUCUGAUAAUAUGGUCCCAUCAUCCCAGUCCCAGAUUCCAGAAUCCCGAGGAGCUCAGUCCCAGAGAUUCUUAGGCAUGGGGGCACCUCCAUACAUUCCAAUACGCCAUGUGCGAUCACCGUGCCAUGGUAUUGCACAGCCAGUGACUAUUAGGAAUUCUGUGCCUUGCUACUCUGCACCACCCAUUCCCCGAUCAUCAGCUGCAGCUCCUCCGGUAAUGAGAACAGCUCCACCUGUGCGCAUUGCACCACCAGUAUGCAUCAGGCAAAGUAUUCCUGUUUUCUCUGCUCCACCAUGUCCAAAGGAGAACCCAUCAACUGUUCCUCUUCCGGAGUCUAGCAAAGCUUUAGAUAAAGUAGAAGCAGUUCAGGAAUCAGCUGAAAGAGAAUCUCAAGAAUCUACAAAAUCUGAUCCGAUUGUGAAACCUCUUCCCCCAUCCACUUUGUGUCCUACUGUGACAAGGGCUUCCCCUGUUCGAAUUGCACCGCCUGUCUGUAUUAGACAGGCUAAUCCUGUUUGUGCUGCCCCACCACCUGAAAAGGGUAGUCCAGCAUCAUCAAUGGAGCCAAGAGAUCCUGUUAGGGAGGUGGCUUGUGAAGAGGAAACUCAAAAUUCAGCAGUAGAGAAGUUGAAACAGCUCAAACUCUGAAAAAUGCUUGUAAGGAGGAAUGUAGAUCUCUAGGAGUAUCACAUCAGGGAGUAUGAUUUUGGUUCUGGUUUUUGAUCUUUGGUUGUCGAUGCCAUCUUGUAUGAAUGUCCACCCCCCGUUUUCUGUCUUUUUUUUUUCUCCCUUUUUUAGUUUUAUUGUAUUUGAGUUGGCAUAUCGUCGAUGUUUCUCUAUAGCUAUAUCCCUUGAAACCAAUAUAUUAGUAACUUAAUGUUAAAUUGGCUCAGCAGCCAAGUAUCAAAAAUGGUUUACCAUAUUGUUUGAGGUGGUGCUUUUACAA